This is a messenger RNA of Cololabis saira (Pacific saury), 3915 nucleotides long. RefSeq names its product activating transcription factor 6 beta (gene atf6b). Gene Ontology annotation, cellular component: nucleus. Gene Ontology annotation, molecular function: DNA-binding transcription factor activity, RNA polymerase II-specific; RNA polymerase II cis-regulatory region sequence-specific DNA binding. The record is from RefSeq and is a predicted model, not a curated record. NCBI's taxonomy places the organism in Eukaryota, Metazoa, Chordata, Actinopteri, Beloniformes, Belonidae. The transcript is spliced from 17 exons. Bases 190 to 2352 code for a protein of 720 amino acids. Gene Ontology annotation, biological process: regulation of transcription by RNA polymerase II; endoplasmic reticulum unfolded protein response.
UACGAGAAGGAGGUUCGAUAUCUUUUAUCUGAAUAAUACUUUUCAAUUUAAGAGCAGCCACAUUAGUCCAAUAGGGUAUUUUUUUUGCAAAUAAUAUCAAUAUCUGAAAACCUGGGUGCUGUGAUGAUAAAGCUACAGACGGUGUCGUAUUAGUGUUUGUUUAGCUGUCUCCAAACACAGCCUGUGGGGAUGACUACGGAUCUAUUAUCCGAUUUGGACACCCGAUUUUUCGCCGAUAACCUCCUGACGAGCGAAGACUGGGAUGCCUGCCUGUACCAGUGCGAGAGCAUGGAAGAGGGGGAGGAUGGAGACUUCAGCCGGGGGUUGAAAUACGACGCAUCGUUCGACAAUGACCUCGUGCUCACCCUCGAUCCUGACAACCGCACGUCACCAUGGCGACACCUGGACGAGAACCUCCUCACAGGAGACACUCCUGCAAUAAAAACUGAAAUGAGAAUAACCAAGCCUCUACCUGUGGACAUGUUGUUUCAUAUAAAAGCAGAGCCGCCGUCUCCUGCUUCGUCUCUGGAGUCCGAAUGUUCGGCGUCGUCAUCGCCUGUCCCACAGAUCACAGUUAAAGGCGAAAACCCUCCGACUCCUCCGUACAUGUACGGAGACGUCCUGUCGCCUCCUCUGGGAGCGAUGGAGGUAACCGUGGCAACGACGGCAUUAACCCAGUCACAGAACCAGAUUCCAGGGGCAACACAGACGCAGCUACAGACGCCGCGGACGACACCGGUCCCCACGGUCGUCGGUGGACUCCAGACUCAGGCUGCAGUCCUGCCGGGCUCGGCGACGUUGAAGGCCAGCACCAUCCUGAGCACCAAACCUCCCAUCCAGCCCCGGCCCGUGUGCGUCACCGCCCUCCCCGUAUCCCAGAACCCCACCACACCCAAGACCCUCAUCCUGCAGGGCCUCCCCUCCGUGGACCAGACCAGACCCGUCGUCCUCUCUCAGUCCGUCUGCCUCGGUUCAGCGCCGGCCAUCGUCAAAGUGGAGCCCGUCUCUCCCAGCAUCCCUCAGCACUGCUCCAGCCCCGCCGCCUCCACCUGCAGCAAACCCAUCGUCCCAGCAACCGCAACAUUACCCAGCAGCAACUCCGGUGACAUUGACAUGAAGCAAUUGAAGCGGCAGCAGAGGAUGAUAAAGAACCGGGAAUCUGCCUGCCAGUCGAGAAAGAAGAAGAAGGAAUAUCUCCAGAAUCUGGAGUCGCAGUUGAGGGAAGCUCAGCAGGAGAACGAACGCCUUCGCAGGGAGAACCAGGCACUGAGGGAGAGACUGGCCGGGAAGGAGCGCAACGACUCCACCAGCAACAAGAGAGCCGUGUGCGUCAUGGCCGUCCUGCUGUUCAUGACCUUCAGCUUCGGACCCGUCAGCAUCACGGACAAGAAGCUAUCUACGGGGCUGCAGGAGGACGUGGUGUCGUACACGGGCCGGCGGCUGCUGGAGAUCGAGCAGCGGCAGCAGCGGCGGCAGCAGCAGCAACAGGCUGCUCCCAGCGCAGUGGAGGACAAGACGGAGGCGGAGGACGACGGAGAGGAGCGGUGGAAGAGAGGAGAGGUGGAGAGGGACCCUGUAGAGUCCUAUCAGUUCAGAAACCUGAGCGACAUGUUCAGUGACAUGAAGGAUCUGGUCCUGCAAGACAUCGACCGCUACUUCACCUCUUCUGACUGCCGGCAGUUCAACCGCUCCGAGUCCCUCAGGCUUGCGGACGAGCUGCGGGGAUGGGUCCAUCGACAUCAGAACAACCGGAAGAAGUCUGGAGGGAAAGCGAAGAAAGCGAAGAUUGCUCAGCACAAAGCUCACCUGAGGAAGACGAACUUCUCCAGAUAUCUGCCCAUCCAGACUCACCACUCCAUAGAGAGUCAGCUGCAGGUUCUUCCCGGUCCGGAGGUCUCGUACAGCGACUUCCUGGAUGCCAUCGACCGCAGGGAGGACACGUUCUACGUGGUCUCUUUCAGGAGGGACCACCUGUUGCUUCCUGCCAUCAGCCACAACAAAACCAGCCGACCCAAAAUGUCUCUGGUGAUGCCUGCCAUGUCCGUGAACGAGAGUCUGUAUAACUCGUCUCAGGGCUACGAGAUGAUGAUGCAGGUCGACUGCGAGGUCAUGGACACUCGAAUCGUCCCCAUCAAGUCGUCGGCCGUCCCUCCGUCUCUCCGUGAUCCGCCGCCGCCUCCCCCCUCCUCCCAUCACGGCGCCCACCAUCACCACGGCAACAACACCUCCCUGCGGGGGCGCAACCACCACCACCAGCCGCCCCCCUCCUCCUCAUCAGCCUCACCCAGGCAGCCUUUACCCGCCCGCAGAAGGACACCUGAAUAUUUGAUCAGCCAGUCAGAAGGAGAUUGAAGAAACGUUGCCAUGGUGACGACAGGAAGAUAAGGUGAAGAGGUUAAAAAAAAAAAAAAAAAUGAGUUAAAGGUUGAUGAGUCGGACAGAGAAUCGGAGGAAAUGCCUUGAAAAGUACUUGCAUCUUCAAACAGUAAAAGUUGAAUACACGCCUCCUCCGUGAGCAGAAGUCGACUUCCCGAGGUCAGAAUUCGACCUCCGGCAGCCUCUCGAAACUUUAUUACCUUGUGCAGGUACUGAUGCCGUUGUUUAAACUAAACUAUAACAUCCUAAUAUAUACAAAUGUUUUUUUUGAAAAGUGGGUCAAAUGCAGACAGGACAGCAAACAUGCACUUCAAAAUGUUUAGUUUCAUAUAAUACAGAAGCACGGCGCGACCUUAAACCAGUCCUGACCUCUUAAACCGUCGCGUCAGGAGGUUUUUCGCGGCUGAAAAGUCCCAGACCAAAACAAAAAAGUAUCGUCUUCAUACUGUUCGGCGCUCUAUCGGAGGCUGUUCAUCACAAACACAGGCCGUGGCCUCCCAGUACAGUUUGUAUAGUUUGUAUUUAUGUGGCUCUGUCUUAAUCCGCAGAAGCACACCGCAGGCACUGAAGAAGAAAGUGUAAAUAGAAAUUCUUUAUCUCAUUGUCUAUUGAUUAAUGUACGAUGUCUGUCGGGGACGGUGGGGUUUGUUUGAGCGGGGCCUGCUUUUUAUGGACCAGUCACAAAGUAGCAAAACCUCGGCCGUACUUCAGGUCUUAGAGGUCUGAAAUGAGUCCAAACGGAUACAAUGCACAUGUUUAUGUAGUUUGAAAACUUCAUAAAACUAGAAGCAAUAUAACUUAAUGACAAAAGGACAUGAGCUGUUGAGCAACUUUUGUUUCUGUCAAAUUAUCUCAAACAGAACUACAAAAACGAGAUGAAGGCAUCCAACAUCUUUUUCAGAUGAAGAAAUGUCACGUUUGAUAUCAGCCCUGCCAGGAGAUGCAUGAUGGGGGAUUUUAUAGGCUUGUGGAAUAAUAAAAAAGAGAAAUACUGAUUUAAAUCUGCUGAAUUGGUAAAAUAAAAUAAAUAUGUGGGAGUCACACGAGUGCAGAAAAUCUAAACAUAGUUCAUCUAAUGUUCGUUUUUAACAUAUAAACUUUUUUUUCUCUCUCUCAUAACACCUGCUGACCAGGACAUAGUUGUGGAGUAAAUACGACACAUCAGUUUAGUCAAUUUAUCUUUGAUGGCAAGAUGUAAAAAAAAAAAAAAAAAAGUAACAUCCUUGUGAAUUCUGAUCAAAUAGUUUUGGUUUUGUAAAAUGACAAGUCUUUUUUGUUUUCAUGUUAAAUCCUGUUUAUAGGUUUUUGUGGUAGAACAGAAAUGUGUUUAAUAAUUUAAUCAGUUUUGCAGCACAUAAUACCACUCAGAUCCUGCUACACGUGUCAGCUGUAACAUUUAUUCAUGUGUUUUUUUUAUUAUUAUUAUUAUUAUUUAAUAGUUGUAAAUAUGAGUGUAGAUAUUUGGUUUGUACAUGUCACCUUUUUUAAUUUUUUAUAUAUUUCUUUUCACAACAAAAAGUAAAAACAUGAGAGAAAUUC